Eufriesea mexicana is the source of this 3704-nucleotide messenger RNA. RefSeq names its product RNA polymerase I subunit Rpl135 (gene RpI135). Gene Ontology annotation, biological process: DNA-templated transcription. Gene Ontology annotation, cellular component: nucleus. The transcript has 16 exons. Gene Ontology annotation, molecular function: ribonucleoside binding; DNA binding; DNA-directed RNA polymerase activity. Bases 85 to 3453 code for a protein of 1122 amino acids. The record is from RefSeq and is a predicted model, not a curated record. Lineage: Eukaryota; Metazoa; Arthropoda; Insecta; Hymenoptera; Apidae.
AUCUCGUAAAAGUAUAUUUAUGUAGUGCGGUAGUAUGUUUAAAUUUCAUUUUCAUUUUUGUUUAUAAUAUUAACAAAUACAAAAAUGUUGAUUGAACCGAAGUUAACAAACACGUCAAAAAAUUAUGGUAUACCACCAGAAAAGCAAAAUCCUUUGUUGCAAAGCUUAGGUACUCCUCAUAUAGAUUCCUUUAAUUACAUGCUAGAAGAUGGUUUAUCAGAAGCUGUUAGAGAUAAUCCACUUGUUCAUAUUCAUCUCCCAAAUGAAGAUAAAGUAGUAUUAUGGAUUGAUGAUGUAUCUAUUCAUCAGCCUAGUGUACCAUCAGGUACAAUUGGUGUAAAAAGUCAUAAAAUUUAUCCUACAGAAUGUCGUCAGCGGGGAUGUACUUAUAAAGGAAAAAUAACAGUUAAAUUGGGAUGGUCCAUCAAUAACAAACUGCAACAGACUCUUGAAAGAGAUUUAGGAGAAAUUCCAAUUAUGAUAAAAUCUAAUCGAUGUCAUUUAAAUAAAAUGGGUCCUAAAGAUUUAAUUACUCAUGGAGAACAUGAGCAAGAAUGGGGUGGCUAUUUUAUAAUUAAAGGACUUGAAAGAAUUAUAAGAAUGUUAUUAAUGACAAGAAGAAAUUAUCCUAUUGCUAUUAGACGAUCAGGAUGGAAAACUCGUGGCACACAGUUUAGUGAUCUUGGUUUGCUUUUGAGAAGUGUACGGGAUGAUAAUACUACAGUGACUAAUACUUUGCAUUAUGUAACUGAUGGUUCUGUAAAAUUAAUGUUCUCAUGUAGAAAAGUUUUAUACUAUGUUCCACUGAUUGUGAUGUUAAAAUGUUUGGUUGAUGUCCCAGAUAUUUUUAUUUACAAUGCAUUAACAGCUGGAUACGAAGAUGAUUUAUAUUACCAAGGUUGUAUUUUAAAUAUGUUAAGAGCUAUACACGAACAGGGUUUAAAUAGUCAUGAAGAAUGCAAAGUUUAUAUAGGGAGAAUAUUUAGAAUUAAAUUUUUUGAAUUACCUCAAGAUGCCACUGAUACCGAUGUUUGUGACUUUAUUAUUAAACAGUGUAUAACAAUUCAUCUUGAAGAUCCAUUAGAUAAAUUUUAUUUACUUAUAUUUAUGACAAAAAAGCUAUUUGCUCUUGCAAAUAAUAAAUGUGCUGUAGAAGGUGCUGAUGCAGUAAUGAUGCAGGAAUGUUUAGUAGGUGGUCAUUUAUAUUUACAGGUAUUGAAAGAAAAAUUAUACAGUUGGCUAACUGGUCUUAAAAUGAGUAUUUUGAAACGUGCAAGAAGUGCCGGUAAUAGGUAUAUCUUAAACGUGCAGGAAAUGUUAAAUAUAAUGAAGCAUGGAAACUCAUUGGAAUCGCAGAUGGAAAAUUUUUUAUCUACCGGAAAUUUAAGAUCAUCAACAGGUUUAGGAUUGAUGCAAAGUACAGGACUGACGAUUGUUGCUGAAAAUAUUAAUAGAAUGCGAUACAUGAGCCAUUUUCGUGCAAUACAUAGAGGUUCUUUUUUCCAAGAAAUGAGGACUACAGAAGCUAGACAAUUAUUGCCAGAUGCAUGGGGUUUUAUCUGUCCUGUACAUACACCCGAUGGUGCACCUUGUGGUCUUCUUAAUCAUUUAACAAUGAAUUGCAUCAUUACAAAACAUCCAGAUCUAAAAAUAAAAGCUAAUAUUCCUAUCGUACUAAUGGAUCUUGGAAUGAUUCCACUAUCAAUUGCUGAUAACUGGAAAAACUCUUAUGUUGUUAUGUUAGAUGGAAAACUAAUUGGAUUAAUAGACGACAGUAUAAUUGCAAGGGUAACGGAUAAAUUGCGAUUACUUAAAAUAAAAGGACAAGAGAUUCCAUAUACAAUGGAAAUAGCACUGGUACCAAAAAAAACUGUACCAGCACAAUAUCCAGGAUUAUACUUAUUUACAAGUCCAGCUCGUAUGAUGAGGCCAGUAAUGAAUUUAGCUGCGAAAAAAGUGGAAUAUAUAGGAACAUUUGAACAAAUUUAUUUAGAUAUCUGCGUUACACCUGAAGAGGCCUAUGAGGGACUAACGUCACAUCAAGAAUUAUCAAAAACAGCCUUUUUAAGCAAUUUAGCAAGCCUCAUCCCUAUGCCAGAUUGUAAUCAAAGUCCACGAAAUAUGUACCAAUGUCAGAUGGGUAAGCAAACAAUGGGUACUCCAUGUCAUACAUGGCAAUUACAGUCUGAAACCAAAUUGUAUAGAUUACAAACACCUGCAACUCCGCUCUUUCGACCAGCACAUUAUGAUAAGAUCAAUCUUGACGAUUUUCCUAUGGGUAUUAAUGCGAUAGUUGCUGUUAUCUCUUAUACAGGAUAUGAUAUGGAAGAUGCAAUGAUUAUAAACAAAGCAGCAUAUGAUAGAGGUUUUGCAUAUGGAAUGAUUUAUAAAUCUGAAUUUGUAGAUUUAAAAGAUCAAAAAAGCUACUUUGCAAGAAAUCCUGAUAAACUUGAUCUUUUAGAAAAAUUAGAUGUCGAUGGUCUUCCUAUACCAGGUACAAUUAUUACGGAAGGUGAUAUCUAUUAUUGCUAUUAUGAUGCUGAUCAAUCAACAUAUGUCACUGGUAAAUAUCAUGGAAAGGAAGAUGCUUAUGUUGAUAAUGUAAAACUUUGUGGAACAUUACACAAUCAUAUUCCACGUAGAGCCUGUAUUACUUUUCGUAUUCCACGUAAUCCGAAUGUUGGAGAUAAAUUUGCUUCAAGAGCAGGUCAGAAAGGUAUCUGUUCACAAAAAUGGCCUGCAGAGGAUUUACCAUUUACAGAAACUGGUAUAAUUCCCGAUAUUGUGUUUAAUCCCCACGGUUUCCCAAGUCGUAUGACAAUAGCUAUGAUGAUUGAAGUAAUGGCUGGAAAAUCAGCAGCUAUACAUGGAUUAGUGCACGAUGCAACAUCGUUCAGAUUUAACGAAGAUGAAACAGCAGUUGAAUAUUUUGGAAAAUUGUUAGAGCGCGGUGGUUAUAAUUAUUAUGGGACAGAAAGAAUGUACUCAGGAAUAGACGGAAGGGAAAUGACUGCCGAUAUAUUUUUUGGUGUAGUACAUUAUCAACGGUUACGUCACAUGGUUUCAGAUAAAUGGCAGGUUAGAAGUACCGGGCCAAUUGAUCUUUUGACGAGACAGCCUAUAAAAGGUAGGAGAAGAGGUGGUGGUGUUCGAUUUGGAGAAAUGGAACGAGAUUCAUUAAUAUCUCACGGUUGCUCAUUUUUACUUCAAGAUCGUCUUUUCCACUGUUCAGACAAAACUACGACUUUAGUUUGUCAAAAAUGUGGAACAUUAUUAGGCCCAGUAAUGGAAAUGGCUUUAAGUACAUCAGGGUUAAGUGCCAACGCGAGAUGUCGCCUUUGUGGCGAUAAUGAAUCUGUAAGAGAAGUUGACAUACCAUAUAUCUUUCGAUACCUUGUAACUCAACUAUCAUCUUGUAAUAUUAAUGUGAAAUUGUCAUUUGCCGAAAAAUGAAAAAAGCAGCAAUGAAAGUUUAACAGAUAUACUUUUGUUGUAUUUUAUUCUAAUGAUAAUAAUACUUUAGUUUUCCUAACAUUCCAUAAACAAUUUACUUACAAAUUUCAAUAACAUUAUUCUAUAAAUAUGUCCAUCCCGUUAUUCCAUACUUUGUAACAGUUAUGUAUUAUACAUGCUUUAGAAGAUAAUCUGCAGAAGGAAUGUUGAUCUAAUUGAUUAUAUAUAUAAAUUUACCUUGGUUAGUUGAA